Diutina rugosa is the source of this 1146-nucleotide messenger RNA. It is a transcript of the gene PGA52, whose product is annotated as Pga52p. Gene Ontology annotation, cellular component: fungal-type cell wall. Bases 1 to 1146 code for a protein of 381 amino acids. Lineage: Eukaryota; Fungi; Ascomycota; Pichiomycetes; Serinales; Debaryomycetaceae. The record is from RefSeq and is a predicted model, not a curated record. The transcript has a single exon.
AUGAUGAAGCUCUCGGUGUUGGCCUGUGCCGCCGCCGCCUACGCCGCCAACUCGUUGCUGGUGCUCCAAUUUGAGAACUUUGGUUUUGACGGUUCCUAUACCCCCGUGGCCGCUCUUAACAACCCCGAUCUGGACCAGUGUCUGUGUGAAGCAGGCAAACCGGUGACGUUUUCCGGUCCCCUGGCUCCCUUGAACGGAGAAGUCCUGGUGCAUUUCCGUGGUCCGUUGAUCUUACACAAUUUCGCCUUCUACACCUCCGACAACUUUGCCAAAGACGACUCGAGCCUGAGUGACUGGACCAAAGUGCUGAGCUAUGACGGCACCCUGGCUAAAAACGCUACUUUCUUGACUACCGCCGGUAAGGACUCCAAAUGUCUCGGUAAGGCGUUGACUUAUGCUGGUUCCGAUGGUAUUUCUAAAGCCGAUGAACCUACCGUGUUGGGCCAAAACACUUUGAUUAAACUGAACCAGGAAUACGUCAUCUUCUCGCUGACUAAGUGUGGUGACCUGGGGGUCGAUGGCGACUGUGGCGUCUACAGAAAGGGCAUCCCCGCCUACCACGGGUUUAGCAAUGCUAUCAAGAUGUUCUUGUUUGAAUUUGAAAUGCCCACUGACAACGACGGCAGCAGUGACUCCGUCCCCAAUUUCAACAUGCCUGCCAUCUGGUUGCUUAACGCUCAGAUUCCCAGAACCUCGCAAUACCAGACCAACGCCACCUACGUCAACUGCUCGUGCUGGAGACUGGGCUGCGGUGAGUUCGAUAUCUUCGAAGUGAUGAACUCCACCGACUCGGGUAAGUUGGUCUCCACCAUCCACGACUACCAGCAAACCGACGAUAUUGAAUCUGGCCGUGUCAUUGACGGCUACAUCGACCGGAAGACGUCGGGGAGAAUGCUUGGUGGUGUCUACUUCGACGAGAAGAGCAACGCCGUGGUUUUCAUGCACGACAAGAUCACCUUCAACGACACCAUUAAGGCCGCCGACGUCAACAAGUGGGUUAAGGACUCGGGUAAGGUUGCUACCAGCGACUUGAGCCAGGCCCCCGGCAAGGACCAGUCGACGAAGAAGGGCGCUGCCGCUUCGCUUGACGUGCUGGGCAGUAAGGUCGCCGCCGUCGUCGCCGCCAUGGUGGCGUGGUUCUUGUAA